Cladophialophora immunda is the source of this 1655-nucleotide messenger RNA. RefSeq lists its product as uncharacterized. Lineage: Eukaryota; Fungi; Ascomycota; Eurotiomycetes; Chaetothyriales; Herpotrichiellaceae. Bases 391 to 1104 code for a protein of 237 amino acids. The record is from RefSeq and is a predicted model, not a curated record. The transcript is spliced from 2 exons.
CAGCCUUCAGCCACUAACUCCAUACAGGGUAAGUUUUGGAGGUGCGAAGCAAAUUGCUUGUUGAUGCAAGGCGCGAUGCCUUUUCAGCCUUAAAACCCAAAUGCCCUGCCUAUGCUGCCCAAAGAGCAUCUUUGUUAUAAAGCAUCCUUUCCCCCCCGCUUUCGUUCCACCUGGGAUUUUGCCACACACACACCGCACUCGCCUUCCUGUUGGCUGUUGUUAGUCAUACUGCCAUCUGCUGUGCUGAGAUCACGGACCUAAUAUACUAUAAUCUCAUCCCUCCCAGAAGACGAAACACAAAUCCUCACCUCUUCCUGCGAAUUCCUUUGUCGAAUUCAAUACCUCGCCAUUGGAGAUAGCAUCAGAUAUUCCCCUCCACCUCAUUCCACCAUGUCGAACUAUUUACCGUUGUACGUUGCCAUGUCCUUCUUGAUGAUCGAUGGGGUCAUCGAGGUCGGCUUUGUAGGGUCAAUGGUUGGUUUCUUGCACGACCGGGCGGGGAGAUUCUUCACCAUCAACGCUCCCAAUGGUAGUUUCGACCUCCACGGCAAGCCCAAGGGGCUUCUGGUCAACCAAGGGCAUACAAGCAACGGCGCUGCAGGAACCGCCAUUGUGCUGGUCGGCUUUUUGGGGUUGCUCACUAUUUGGUAUGAGAAGCGACGAGCCAGAAGGACACAAGCCACCAACCACUCGGGCAUCUUCGUCUUCUGGGUCGUCAUGACCGUGCUCUCGGCCCUUCUCACCCUUUCCGCCUUGAUCUACACCUUCGUGGUCACGGCCCAGACCGACGACCAGACCAUCAACCUCACGGUUGCCGCGGCGAACCCGGAGCCAAAGAUGUACCCGCUCGACAACUGGACGCCCGAGAACUGGUUCGUCGCAGUCCUCGCCCUUCCUCUCGCGCACGCCAGCGACCGUCGCGACAUCCGCAACAACCUUCGCCUGAUGCGGGGCUGGAGAUGGAACCUCAUCCCGCUGUUCAUCCUCGGCGUCGUGGUGGCCGUACUGGCCGUGUGGGAGCUGGUCAGCGGGCGGCGAUGGAGGCAAGGCGAUUCCAAGGAGAAGCUCCGGAACUCGACGCAAAGCCAAAGCCAGAGCUAUUAAGCUCCUCGCCCACCCUCGGAGAACGAUUUGAGGUCCAGCAGGAGGAAAAGACUGAAUCUUCUUUGGUUACGGAUACCCCCUUGAUCCAGCUAGUGUGUAUUUCUCUUUUUUUUAUUUAUUUUAUCUUUGGUUAUUUCUCGGGCAUUAUUGAGCAAGCGAGCGCGUAUAUUGGGACAAAGAAAAAUCCUUGGGACUAUUAUAUUUGAAAAGGGAAUAUUUUGGCAUCACUUGAUGACCCUGAUGACACGACCUUCUUUUUUGGAUACUGGAACAUAUAUUCCUCGGCUAGAGUCCAACAUCCUAAUGCCUAUUUGGUAUUGUCUACGAUAUUAGCUGUGUGUGCAUAUGUGUCCAAUUUAGAGCCAUCCUCGCUCUGUGUUGUAUCCAGAAAAGCAUUCAAUUUCUCCCCCAAGUCGUGGAUCGAUUGGACGUCCUUGCAGCUUUGUGAUUCAUUCCACGGGACCUAGUAUGGAUGUGAGGAGAGGACAGUUAGUCGUCGAUGCUGGCUACUAUUUUCCAUCAUCAGAUUUCUGCCCCUGUCGUUGUCGCUG